AUGGUACUGCAGAACAGGCUGACCCUGGACUUGAUAACAGCAUCACAAGGAGGAGUGUGUAAGCUGAUUGGAGAGACGUGUUGUACGUUUAUCCCAGAUGGAUACACGACUGGAGGAGACAUCUCUGAGGCGCUGCAGAACUUAACUGCUCUGCAGAAAUAUGUGGCGGACCACACAUCAGGAGGAGACGCGUCACGAGGUUGCAUUUUGCCAUGUGUGACAGCAGCUGUGUCAAAGCUCAGAGCUAAAGUACAGGACAUCCUGAGGGACACCUGGGUGGAUGUUUCACCCGUGGUUGAUGUAAACCCACAAACAGAGCCAAAGACCAGAGCUGACUUCUUAAAAUAUUCAUUCCAAAUCACGCUGGAUCCCAACACAGUAAACACACAGCUGUCAUUAUCAGAGGGGAACAGGAGAGCAACAUUAAUGAGAGAGGAGCAGUCUUAUCCUACUCACCCGGACAGAUUCAUUAGGCGGAGGCAGGUCCUGAGUAACCAGAGCCUGACUGGCCGUCGUUACUGGGAGGUGGAGUGGUGCAGGAAGAGAGUCACAGUGGCGCUGGCAUACAAAGAUAUCAGCAGAGAGGGGUCCAUGAGCGAGUGCGCGUUUGGAUUCAACGACAAGUCCUGGGCGCUGGAGUGUAACUGCAGCAGCAGCUUCAAAUUCAUACACAACAGCGUGAAAACAGGCGUCUCGAGCCCGUGGACGUCCCGGCUCGGAGUGUACCUGGAUCACAGUGCGGGUGUCCUGGCUUUCUACAGCGUCUCUGAAAGCAUGACUCUCCUCCACAGAGUCCAGACCGCAUUCACUCAGCCGCUCUAUGCUGGACUCUGGUUCAGUGGAUAUCACAGAGCCACUGCAGAGUUCAUUGAGCUCGGAGCAUAA
This is a messenger RNA of Neolamprologus brichardi, 885 nucleotides long. NCBI's taxonomy places the organism in Eukaryota, Metazoa, Chordata, Actinopteri, Cichliformes, Cichlidae. The record is from RefSeq and is a predicted model, not a curated record.